This is a messenger RNA of Scutellospora calospora, 1078 nucleotides long. Lineage: Eukaryota; Fungi; Glomeromycota; Glomeromycetes; Diversisporales; Gigasporaceae. The record is from the annotation of a GenBank genome assembly.
AUGGAUUGGAUUAAUUUUUUUGAUGAUAAUAAUAUUGAAAAAAAAAAUGAAGACAAAUGGAAGUUUUCUGGAUUAAAUAUCCAAGAAUGUGAAACUGCAAUAAAAAAUGGAUGGGUAGAUCUUUUAAAAGCAAUAAUUGAUAAGAGAAAUACUUUUAGGUAUAAAAUAGAUGAACCCAAUAAUGAAUUUGAUAAUGAUGGUUUAGAUCCAAUUAAAUAUCAAAAAAUAUUAAAAUCAAUAAACGAAACUAAAGAAAUAGUAUUUGAUAAAUGGAAAAAUAAAGUAACUCCUGAGUUUCUCAAUAAAUUCUUAGGUAGCUUCUUAAAAAGAAAAGGUGAUGAAAAUCUUAAAGAAAAAAAUCUUGAUAAAUGGUUGAAAGGAGAAGAAGUUGAAGUUGGUACGGAUAAAUUAAUGGGAUACACAUUACAAACUGAACCAAUAAAAAAAAUAAGAGUAGCUGAAAUAAUAAAUGGUAAAUUCACUGGAGAUAUUAAUAAAAAUAUUGAAUUAAAUGGAAUAUCUGGUGCUGAUGUUUUAAUAGAAGAAGAAAAACUGAGUUUCGAUCCAGAUAAAUUAAUAAAUGACAAAUACGAUCCUACAAUUACUGAUCCAAAAGAUCCUAAUAGUAAUGUUGAUGGUCCUGGAAUCUUGACUAUAUUAACUGGUGGUGGUAAAACUACUAAAUUAACAAGAUGUCUGUUAACAUGUAUCUUUCCUGGAAAACACAUAAUAUUAAUCACACCUAACAAUGAAUUAGCCGCAGAUGCUGCCAAUCAUCAUACAUCUUGGUUACAAUAUACCAACAGUGUCCCAUACAAAUGUGUAAUCCAUGGAAAAGAAGGUAAAUUACCUUACAGUGUUAAAAAAGAUAGUCUUGCUUCAUGGGAUAAUGGUAAUGAAAUAAUUGGAUAUCAACAAAGAAAAGAAAGGGGUGCAGAUGUAAACGAUCUAACAAAACCAAUAUACAAAAAAGAAACAAGUGGUAAAGAUGGUGAAUCAACAUUAUCAAUAUUACAACUACAUCAUCUAACCAGAUACAUCGCAUGUGGAAAAACCAAAAUCAAUGAAAUAGUGACAA